This is a messenger RNA of Pelmatolapia mariae (spotted tilapia), 1152 nucleotides long. RefSeq names its product alcohol dehydrogenase 1-like. The record is from RefSeq and is a predicted model, not a curated record. Gene Ontology annotation, molecular function: S-(hydroxymethyl)glutathione dehydrogenase [NAD(P)+] activity; zinc ion binding. The transcript is spliced from 9 exons. Gene Ontology annotation, cellular component: cytosol. Bases 1 to 1110 code for a protein of 369 amino acids. NCBI's taxonomy places the organism in Eukaryota, Metazoa, Chordata, Actinopteri, Cichliformes, Cichlidae. Gene Ontology annotation, biological process: formaldehyde catabolic process.
AUGGCCACAGCUGGUAAGGUCAUCAAGUGCAAGGCUGCAGUGGCUUGGGAAUCCAGCAAGCCUCUGGUGAUUGAAGAAAUAGAGGUAGCCCCACCCCAGGCCAAUGAGGUCCGCAUUAAGAUUGUGGCAACAUCUCUGUGCCAUUCAGACCUGUACUUCCUUUAUGAGAGUCUGGACAAAUCGCUCUUCCCAACCGUCUUGGGUCAUGAGGCAGCUGGCAUUGUAGAGAGUGUUGGGCCAGGAGUCAAGGAAUUUCAGCCAGGAGACAAGGUAAUUCCUCUUUUCCUACUCGAAUGUGGAGAAUGUCGCUUCUGUAAGAGUCCGAAGACCAACCGGUGUGAAGUAGGAAUCACAGAACAUUCCAGGCUUACCUGUAAGGGGCAGAAACUGCAGCAAUUUAUGGGAACUGGGACCUUCUCUGAGUACAUUGUGAUGAACCAGAUGGCUGUGGCUAAAAUCGACUCUGCUGCUCCUCUGGAUAAAGUCUGCCUCCUUGGGUGUGGGGUCUGCACUGGAUAUGGGGCAGCUGUUAAUACUGCUAAGGUUGAGCCAGGCUCCACCUGUGCCGUGUUUGGUCUGGGAGCUGUGGGUUUGGCUGCAGUCAUGGGAUGCAAGGCUGCAGGAGCCAAAAGGAUUAUUGCCGUCGACAUCAAUCCAGACAAGUUUGAGAAAGCCAAAGUGUUUGGUGCUACUGACUUCGUCAAUCCCAAGGAUCACAAUAAACCCAUCAGCCAAGUGCUGAUGGAGAUGACUGGUGGAGGUGUUGACUACUCCCUGGAAUGUAUUGGGAAUGUGGAAUGCAUGCGCAGUGCUUUGGAGUCUUGUGUGGCAGGCUGGGGCAUUAGUGUGAUUGUUGGAUGGACAGACUUGCAUGACGUAGCCACCCGACCUAUUAACCUCAUGUUGGGACGUACAUGGACUGGGUGCUUGUUUGGAGGAUUUAAGGGUAAGGAUGGCGUUCCUAGGAUGGUUAAAGCAUAUCUGGACAAGAAGGUGAAGCUGGACGAGUUCAUUACUCACAACAUGACUCUGGACCAGGUCAACGACGCCAUUGAGCUGUUGAAGAACGGCAAAAGUAUCCGCACAGUCAUGAGAUUUUCUCCACAAUAAUGCUGCUGUGCUGCCUUGAAUAACACUAAAGUUACUACCAGC